Molecule: messenger RNA, 669 nt
Organism: Chlorella variabilis
Lineage: Eukaryota; Viridiplantae; Chlorophyta; Trebouxiophyceae; Chlorellales; Chlorellaceae
Exons: 4
Coding region: 1-669 (222 amino acids)
Source: RefSeq, a predicted model, not a curated record
AUGCGGCGCCCAGCCCUCCUGCUGGCGCUGCUGUUGCUGGCGGCGGUGUGCAAGGGCGAUGAUGACUCCACCGAGGUCUCAAAGGUCUCCGAGCCGCUGCCCCCCUGCAAGCCGGGCGAGCACCACCACCACUGGUGGCACCACCACGAUCGCUGCGAGGAGGAGGGCGAAAAGCACCACCACUGGUGGCGCAAGCACGGCGCAUGGGACGAGGGCGAGGGCGAGGAGCACCACCACCACCACCACGAGCACGGGCACGGCUGCAAGGGCUGGUGGCGCGGCGGGAGGCACGGCGUCAGCAAGAUGGGGCACGAGUGGAAGGAGGCGGGGCAGCAGCUGAGCAGCUGGGGCAAGGCCCACCCUGCCUGGGCCACGGUGCUUCUGUCGCUGGGCGUGGCGAGCCUGGCCGCCGCCGCCGCCGCGCUGGCCGCGUGGCUGGGCCACCGCAGGCGCAUGCGUGCUGCCCGCGCCGCCGCCAAGGCCAAGCCCGCUGGUACCUCGGUCGACGGGGAGGGCGUGCUGCCCCUGCUGGAGCCCUCUCCCGCAGCUUGCGCCGCCGAGGUGCAGGCAAGCCAGCGCGGCAUCGACCACCUCGUUCUGCUGCGCAGCGGCAGCCGCUUCCUUCACAGCCGCACGCACGCGGCUGUCAGCUGUACGAUGCAAGCGUAG